UGCUCUCUUUCCCGUGAACCUUAGACAUAAAAGGCUUAUGUAAGGACUUUUUUCUAUGUGCUCCGAUGAUUGUUGUUAUUAGAUAAAGAAUUAGAAACACGUUUUUUACACAGAUUGGGCAACAGGAGCCCAGAGCCCACUGAAUCCCGAGAGGUCGUUGAGGGGAGCUUUAUUCCUGCUGCAGCCUCAAAUCUCAGUCCCAUUCAGCUCUGUCUGCAGCACAGAGUUGACUUUCUGUGGAGACCCUCAACAGCUGACAACUCAAACACCUGAUCUAGCGCUUUGCAUUUUGGAACAUCUGCUAAGGAGAAAGUCUUGCAUGUGGAGGCACGACAGCUUGAAGUUUCCCUGAUGGCUCCUUCUGUUCGCUUGGUCGUCCUGCUGCAGCUUCUCAGCUGCAUAUCCGCGGGUCUGGCCUGUUUCUGUGACAAAUACCCCUGGGGCUCCUGGUCCGCAUGCACUAGUACCUGCAAUCAUGGAAUCCGGUACAGAACCAGGAACAUUGUGUACGACGACUAUUACUGGAAGAGCAGCUGCCGUCAGAUCUGUGAGCACUCACAGAUGGGAGCCUGCAACCAGCACGCCUGUCCAAUCAACUGCCUGCUGACAGAGUUUGGGCCCUGGUCUGACUGCUCCCCCUGUGCCAAGAAACAGUUUCGGACCCGGUCUGUACAGAGGCCAUCCCAGUUUGGUGGAGCGGCCUGCAGCGUAGAGUUGACAGAGGAGAGGCCCUGUUACUCUUCCAGAGAAUGCAAGUUGCCACCCAUUGACUGCAAAGACAACUUCAAGUGUGAUAAUGGACGCUGCCUCAAUUCAACCCUGACGUGUAACGGGCAGAACGACUGUGGAGACAACUCUGAUGAGAAGGACUGCGUCAGCUUUAAAAUCGUUUGUGCAGGAAGGCCGAAAGUGGCCCCUGGGGCCGACCUGGUGCAGAACGGGUUUGACGUUUUAGCAGAGGAGCCUAAAGCGCCAGUGAUAGACAACAUGUUUAUGGGAGAAAUUUGCAACAUCAAGAGACCCGAGAAAAGUCUCGUCUACCAACGAAUCCCCUACAACUUUGACAAGUUUGACUUGGAGGUUGGACAGGUACAGGACUUCAGCAUCAAGCCCCAGACGCUGCACUCGGAGCCCAUCAAUGUGAAGACAUCGGGUUCUCAGAGCCAGUACUCUGCUAAGGGGAGAGAUCUUUUUAUAUUUCCCUUUAUUCCAAUUUUUUACCUCGGUCGAGGCUCAUCCUCUUCGUCUGGCUCUAGGAAAGAAGCUUUUGAGGCCUCGCAAAAAAAGGAUUCAAAGUUUUUCCGAGUCAACCAGGUUCUGCCCAUAUCCACAUUCAAGCUGAAACGACCCGGGGAGCUCGUCCUGUCCCACGCUUUCCUCCAGUAUCUCAAUGCGCUUCCGCUUCAGUACAGCUAUGCUCUCUACAGGGAAAUAUUUGAACGCUUUGGAACCCACUACUACGACUCAGGAAAACUGGGCGGUCACUAUGAUCUGCUGUACCAGUACAGUCGAGAGGAGAUGAGGGCUUCAGGUGUAACAGACGAGCAGACGGCAUCCUGUCUCUCUAGAGAGACCACCUUCACCGUCAUCCUCUACAGUCAACACAGCAGUGUAACACGUUGCAAUGAUGACAAGAUGACACAGAAAUAUGAAGGUUCGUACAUCAAGGCUUCAGAGAAAUCCUUCUCCCUGGUACAAGGAGGCCGGCCCAGAGAAGCAGCAGCUCUGGCCUGGGAGAGGCAGGGAGCCACCCCAGACAAAGACUCGUUCAUAAACUGGGCCAAGUCUGUUCUUGACAACCCUGCGGUGGUGGAUUACAAGCUUCUGCCCAUCAUAGACCUGGUGCAGGGGAUCCCCUGUGCCGUCACAAAAAGGAGGCACCUGAGGAGGGCCCUGCUGCAGUACCUGGAAGAGUUCGAUACCUGCAAAUGUGCUCCGUGUCCCAACAAUGGCCGACCUGUUCUCUCCGGCACAGAGUGCAAAUGUAUUUGCCAGACCGGCACCUUUGGCACUAACUGUGAAAAACAGGCUCCGGACUUCACUUCAGAGCAGGUGGACGGACACUGGAGCUGCUGGGGGCCGUGGAGUCGCUGUGUAGCCACCUUGAAGCGACAUCGCACAAGGCAGUGUAAUAACCCUGCUCCACUGAGAGGAGGCCAACCAUGUGAAGGCCCCGAGAGACAGGAAGAGGCUUGUUAUAUCUCCAUUUUUGAAAGACAGGAGACCUGUGACAAUGACGAUGACUUCACUGUGGGAUGGAUAGAUGAGCUGCCCCCUGGUGUGAAGGGAUGUCGGAGGCCACAGAGACCGGCCAACAGCUUCCUCAGGAAAUCAAAGCAGUAUUAUAACUAUGGCGAGAAUGAGGAGUUCCUAUGCUUCACUGGAUUUGAACUGGAUGGUUACCAAUUCAUAAACUGUCUCCCUGAUGGAACCUGGACCGAUCCAAGUGGCGAAUGCAUUAGGAAGAUAUGCUUUCCUCCUGAGAUCCCUAAAGGAAUGAUUUUGUCCCCUGACAAGGACGAAUACAAAGUGGGUGAGUCACUGACUUUGACGUGUAACGAGAACGACAUGGUGCCAAAGCCGCAGAGCUCCUUUAAAUGCGGCAACAGUCUCACCUGGGAGCCUCCUCUGGCUGCUGAUCUGCGCUGCACCAGCGAGCGAUCAUCAGUUCCAGAUGGUCCAUGUAAGCAAGGUCAGAGACGGGAGAAUUCUAAGUGUGUCUGCAUUGAGCGCGAGAGCUGCCUUGAAAAACCAGCAGAUCUGUGCAUCCUGAAUGUGGACGUCGGUGCGCUGGUCUCAAUGUCCCUCUGCUCCUUCCAAGCUGGCCAUUGCCAUGGCGACCCACUCUUCUUCUUUAGGGAGAGAGCAUGCACUCUCGACGACUUAGCCAAACUGGAGUGGGCCAUGUUUCGGGCCCAGAUGUCCAAUAGGAGCUCUGUUCAGCAGCCUUGUGGUCUCAGCGCCUGUUAUGACUGGGAAAUCUGUGGUGACUCUGAUAGGUGUGAGUGUAAAACUGCUCGAGACUGUCCUAAAGUGGAAACGACAAAAUUCUGUGUGAAGGUGAGCAGGAGGAAUCGCACCUUGGGCCUUUGCGCUGCAGUGACCCUCAAAUGUGCAGGCUAUGAGAUAGAGAUCCUCGGUGAAGGCGACUGUGAGUCCGGAUGAUCCUGCAAAAGCUUUCAGCUGAAUCCAAACCCAUGUACAGUAACAGAUAUGUGAUUAAAAUAACAUACUUCUGCAAAAAAACUACCUUCACAUUUAAAAACACGUUUGAUUUAUGUUAAAGGUCAGUAUUAUUCUUUGAUAAAUGCCCUGAGCACUAGAACUAUGAAUUAAAAAACAUGUUCAGGUCCAA
This is a messenger RNA of Betta splendens (Siamese fighting fish), 3355 nucleotides long. It is a transcript of the gene c6.2, whose product is annotated as complement component 6. The transcript is spliced from 18 exons. Gene Ontology annotation, cellular component: membrane attack complex. NCBI's taxonomy places the organism in Eukaryota, Metazoa, Chordata, Actinopteri, Anabantiformes, Osphronemidae. The record is from RefSeq and is a predicted model, not a curated record. Gene Ontology annotation, molecular function: protein binding. Gene Ontology annotation, biological process: immune response. The coding region runs from base 352 to 3165 and encodes 937 amino acids.